UGCCGCGGCCCCGGCCGCUGCCCCAGCCUGAGCCGGAGCCGGAGCCGGAGCAGAGGCCGAGCCCUGCCCUGGUCGCCGGCCCUGGCCGAGGCCGCGCCGUGACGCCGCCGCCGGGCGCGGGGACCGCGCCGAGCCCAGGCCCCCACCGCUGGGCUCUCCGCUCGGCCGAGGGGCGCUGGAGCCGUCGCGGCGCUCGCCUGAAAAAAGUUUCCCCGCCUGGGCUCCCUAGGAUCCGCCAGUCCUCGCUCUCUUGAGCCCACCAGUCUCGGCCCCAUGCCCCCGCCAGUUAACUCCGGGCUACAGGCAGUGAGCAGGCACGUGGGAGCUGAGGCCCUGUGACCAGGCCACAGAAACGGGAGCUCGGGGUUCCGGCCACCUGCACCCCCAUGGAGCUGAGGCCCUGGUUGCUAUGGAUGGUGGCAGCAGCAGGAACCUUGGUCCUGCUGGCAGCUAAGGCCCAGGGCCAGAAAGUCUUCACCAACACAUGGGCUGUGUGCAUCCCUGGGGGCCCAGCAGUAGCCAACAGUGUGGCACAAAAGCAUGGAUUCCUCAACUUAGGCCAGAUCUUCGGUGACUAUUACCACUUCUGGCAUCGAGCAGUGACAAAGCGGUCUCUGUCGCCUCACCGCCUGCGGCACAGCCGUCUGCAGAGGGAACCUCAAGUACAGUGGUUAGAGCAACAGGUGGCCAAGCGACGGACCAAACGGGAUGUGUACCAGGAGCCCACGGACCCCAAGUUCCCCCAGCAGUGGUACCUGUCUGGUGUCACUCAGCGGGACCUGAAUGUGAAGGAGGCCUGGGCUCAGGGCUACACAGGGCGUGGCAUUGUGGUCUCCAUCCUGGACGACGGCAUUGAGAAAAACCACCCAGACUUGGCAGGCAACUAUGAUCCUGGAGCCAGUUUUGAUGUCAACGACCAAGACCCUGACCCCCAGCCUCGGUACACACAGAUGAAUGACAACAGGCAUGGCACACGGUGUGCAGGUGAAGUGGCUGCAGUGGCCAACAAUGGUGUCUGUGGUGUAGGCGUGGCCUAUAACGCCCACAUCGGAGGGGUUCGCAUGCUGGAUGGCGAGGUGACCGAUGCGGUGGAGGCCCGCUCUCUGGGCCUGAACCCCAACCACAUCCACAUCUACAGUGCCAGCUGGGGCCCUGAGGACGAUGGCAAGACAGUGGACGGGCCAGCACGCCUUGCCGAGGAGGCCUUCUUCCGGGGGGUUAGUCAGGGCCGAGGGGGGCUGGGCUCCAUCUUUGUCUGGGCCUCAGGGAACGGGGGCCGGGAACACGACAGCUGCAACUGUGAUGGCUACACCAACAGUAUCUACACGCUGUCCAUUAGCAGUGCCACACAGUUUGGCAAUGUGCCCUGGUACAGUGAGGCCUGCUCGUCCACCCUGGCCACAACCUACAGCAGUGGCAACCAGAACGAGAAGCAGAUUGUGACCACUGACUUGCGGCAGAAGUGCACAGAGUCUCACACGGGUACCUCAGCCUCUGCCCCCUUGGCAGCUGGCAUCAUUGCUCUCACUCUGGAGGCCAAUAAGAACCUCACUUGGCGGGACAUGCAGCACCUGGUGGUACAGACCUCAAAGCCAGCCCACCUUAAUGCUAAUGACUGGGCCACCAAUGGUGUGGGCCGUAAAGUGAGUCACUCAUACGGCUACGGGCUGUUGGACGCAGGUGCCAUGGUAGCUCUGGCCCAGAACUGGACAACAGUGGCCCCCCAGCGGAAGUGCAUCUUGGACAUCCUCACAGAGCCCAAGGACAUUGGGAAACGGUUGGAGGUGCGAAGAACUGUGACAGCAUGCCUGGGUGGACCCAACCACAUCACAAAGCUGGAGCAUGCACAGGCACGGCUUACCCUGUCCUACAAUCGCCGUGGUGACCUGGCCAUCCACCUGGUUAGCCCCAUGGGCACCCGUUCCACCCUGCUGGCCGCCAGGCCACAUGACUACUCUGCAGAUGGGUUUAAUGACUGGGCCUUCAUGACAACCCAUUCUUGGGAUGAGGACCCCUCUGGCGAGUGGGUCCUGGAGAUUGAAAACACCAGUGAAGCCAACAACUAUGGGACACUGACCAAGUUCACCCUUGUGCUCUAUGGCACAGCCCCUGAGGGGCUGCCAGCACCUCCUGAGAGCAGUGGCUGCAAGACCCUUACGUCCAGCCAGGCCUGCGUGGUAUGCGAGGAAGGCUUCUCCCUGCACCAGAAGAGUUGUGUCCAGCACUGCCCAUCAGGCUUCACUCCCCAAGUUGUGGACACACACUACAGCACUGAGAAUGAUGUGGAGACCAUCCGGGCCAGUGUCUGUGCCCCCUGCCAUGCCUCAUGUGCCACCUGCCAGGGGCCAGCCCCCACAGACUGCCUCAGCUGCCCCAGCCACGCCUCCCUGGACCCUGUGGAGCAGACCUGCUCCCGGCAGAGCCAGAGUAGCCGUGAGUCUCCACCACAGCAGCAGCUACCCCAGCCACCCCCGGAGGUGGAGACAGAGCCACAGCUGAGGGCAGGGCUGCUGCCCUCACACCUGCCUGAGGUGGUGGCCGGCCUCAGCUGCGCCUUCAUUGUGCUGGUCUUCGUCACCAUCUUCCUGGUCCUGCAGCUGCGUUCAGGCUUCAGCUUCCGGGGGGUGAAGGUGUACACCAUGGACCGUGGCCUCAUCUCUUACAAGGGGCUGCCCCCUGAAGCCUGGCAGGAGGAGUGCCCAUCUGACUCAGAUGAAGAUGAGGGCCGGGGCGAGAGGACCGCCUUUAUCAAAGACCAGAGCGCCCUUUGACGAGCCCACUGCCCACCCCCUCAAGCUAAUUCCCUCCUUGGGCACUUUUUAAUUCACCAAAGUAUUUUUUUAUCUUGGGACCGGGUUUGGACUCCAGCUGGGUGGCAUGAGGGGCAGAGGCUGCUUCUUGCCCUACCCUUGGGCCCACCUGGCUGCCUGAGGUGGGUCACAGGACCAGCUGUAGGGAGGUCCUCACUCUCAGCCCCCAUGUGGAGAAAGGAGUGACCCCUUUAGGGCAGCUCUCCAAGGCCUGGGCCCUGGCCAGAGUAUGUGAAGAGGGGCAGCCCUUUCCAGGAUUCCUGACCCAGGCUGCAGCUCUUUCCCCUUCCCUGUCCCUCUAAAGCAAUAAUGGUCCCCAUCCAGGCAGCAGAGAGGCUGGCCUAGGAGGUAUUCAAAGGAGGUGGCCACCUCUUCAAGGGCUUUUGAGUCCCUGACCCUAUCCCCCACUUCUGGUGAGCCUCGUCAGAAGCAGUGAUCAUAGGAAGGGACCAAGGCAAGGCAGGUGCUUCCAGCUGUGCACGUGUGCGUGUCUUUCUGUUUCUGACUCGAGCUAGGCUGGCCCAGCCAAGGCUGGAGCUCUGGCUGCACCCAUGCUGCGUCCCGACCUCCCUCCUCUCUUUUGUACCCUUCCCUCCCACCAGGGCCCAAGUCCCUGUUUUCUGAGCCCGGGGCUGCCUGGGCUGUUGGCACUCACAGUCCUGGAGCCCCUGGGUGGGUGGUGGGGAGGGACGGUGGCCCAGCCAGCCUCUCCCGCUUCCCACCCAAUGCUGCUUUCCCCUGUGGGGAUCUCAGGGGCUGUUUGAGGAUAUAUUUUCACUUUGUGAUUAUUUCACUUUAGAUGCUGAUGAUUUUUUUUUUUUUGUAUUUUUAACGGGGGUAGCAGCUGGACCACCCACCUUCUCAUACCCACUGUCCACUCUGCUCCUCCUCUGGCUGCCCUGGCCCUGGGGUGUGGGGCAGUAGCAUGUUGCUGAGGAGUGAGGAGCAGCUGAGCCCCACCUCCUGAAAGGCAGGCCAGAUAGGUGGACUUGAGGAAGGAGGGGUCAGGUGAGAGGGGCAGACUGACAUCCGUGUUUCAUGUGGGGCUCACCGUGCCAAGGGCUCAUGGGUCACUGGCUCUCCAAGUGCCAGGGGUGGGCAGGUGGUGGCACUGAGCCCUUCCAACACUGUGCCCUGGUGGAGAAAGCACUGACCUGCCGUGCCCCCACAUCCCCUCUUCUGACGUGCCUUUUGCACCCCUCCCAUUAGGACAAUCAGUCCCCUCCCAUCUGGGAGCACCUUUCUUGUCCUCUUUCCUAGCCAGUUCCCAGUACCUGGCCACUUGCCCAGGGGUGCCCCCUCCUCUCCCAUCCUCCACCCCAUCGUGGCCAGCCCAGCUGGUUUUGUAAGAUACUGGGUUGGUGCACGAUGUUUUUUUUCUUGUAAUUUAAACAGGCCCAGUAUUGUUGCUUCUAUUUAAUGGACACGAAAUAAUGUUAGAGGUUUUAAAGUGAUUAAACGUGCAGACUAUGCAAAUCAAGCCUGGCA
Molecule: messenger RNA, 4298 nt
Organism: Otolemur garnettii (small-eared galago)
Lineage: Eukaryota; Metazoa; Chordata; Mammalia; Primates; Galagidae
Gene: FURIN
Product: furin, paired basic amino acid cleaving enzyme
Exons: 16
Coding region: 387-2771 (794 amino acids)
Biological process (GO): peptide hormone processing
Cellular component (GO): trans-Golgi network; Golgi membrane
Molecular function (GO): serine-type endopeptidase activity
Source: RefSeq, a predicted model, not a curated record